AUGAACUCACUCUUCAACUCUGCCUUGAAGCAAUCAUCCUCCAUUCGCCGUGAUUUGGACACCUUCUCACAGUCCCCGGCCACCUCCUCUCCAGCAUUACAAGGCCAGCUUGCAGCUUCCUUGGCAUCGUUGUCCCGUACCGUCGAUGACUAUUCAGAACUUUCCAAGAAGGAGCUGAUUCCCGAGAAACAACAAAAAGCUUUCGACCGCGUCAAGAACUUCCGAACUGAGCUUACAGAGUAUCGAACGCAAUUUGAUCGACUGCGCAAAGAGCGCGAGGAUGCCCAAUCGGUAACCAACCGCAAUGAACUUCUAGGCCGUCGGCCACAUCAUGCAGCGACUCCCGAAAAUCCCUAUGCGCAAUCCUCCCUCCCACAGACUUCAGCUUUUGCACCCUCAUCCUCAGGCCUCAGCUUUGGCGCAAGCCCAGCGGACUACAAUCGCGAAACCCAUGCGCUCCGUGAGCAGAGCUUCUUUGCCAAUACACACACACAAUUGGACGAGUUCCUAGACCGAGGAAGAGCUGUCCUCUCCGAUCUUGGACAGCAGCGUGAAGUACUCAAGGGUACCCAGAGGCGACUAUACAGCGUCGCCAACACUCUCGGUAUAAGUGGCGAUACCAUCCGAAUGGUGGAGCGACGGGCGCGCCAGGACAAGUGGAUAUUCUGGGGUGGAGUGGUGGUUUUCUUCUUGUUCUGCUGGCUUGUACUGCACUUUUUGCGGUGA
Messenger RNA from Penicillium bovifimosum, 726 nucleotides. RefSeq names its product golgi SNAP receptor complex member 2 family protein. Gene Ontology annotation, cellular component: SNARE complex; Golgi apparatus; endoplasmic reticulum membrane. Bases 1 to 726 code for a protein of 241 amino acids. Gene Ontology annotation, biological process: endoplasmic reticulum to Golgi vesicle-mediated transport; vesicle fusion. Gene Ontology annotation, molecular function: SNARE binding; SNAP receptor activity. The transcript has 4 exons. The record is from RefSeq and is a predicted model, not a curated record. NCBI's taxonomy places the organism in Eukaryota, Fungi, Ascomycota, Eurotiomycetes, Eurotiales, Aspergillaceae.